GGUUUAAUUCAGUUAACGUAUUACAUAAUUUAGUUGCCCUUGUUAAGGAUAUGAACUGGGUGAAUAAGGUUAGUGUGCCAGAAAUGCUUUUCGAAAUCCAGGGAAAAAUCGCGCUGGUAACAGGGGGCGUACAGGGAAUUGGGCAUGAGGCCGUUGAGUCGCUUUUGAAUUCCGGAGUUAAGGGGGUGACAUUAGUCGACGUAAACACCGCGAAGGGGAAAACUGUCGCGGACUCAUUAAACGCGAGGCAUGGCCAAGGGAGGGUGAUCUUUUUACCGGCGGAUGUUUCGGACGAGACCCAAUUUGAGAAUGCAUUCAAAGAGUCUCUAAACCAUUGGAAAGGUUUGGACAUUGUAAUCAACAAUGCUGGGAUUCUGAACGAAGACAACUGGAAGAUGAUGGUCAAUACCAAUACUGUUGGCACGAUACAAGGCACGUUUUUAGGGUUGAAGUACAUGAGUAAAGCUAAGGGAGGUAAAGGUGGGGUGAUUGUAAAUGUAUCGUCAGUUGCGGGGAUAGACGACGGAUGCUACUUCAUGCCCGUGUAUUCCGCUACAAAAAGUUUCGUGUUGACGUUUGGGCGUUACUUGGCGAACCCACUGUACUAUGAACACAAUGAGGUGCGCAUUGUAACCGCUUGUCCUGGCUGGACAAGUACUGACCUCGGUCGCAAUUUAAUUGAUCGUCUUUCAAAUGCAAUCUCUCCACAUGCCAGGGAUAAGGCGCGCGAGAUUUUAUACAAAUGCCCAAGUCAAUUAGCGAGCAACGUCGGAGACGGCAUACGCAAGUUAAUCGCAGAUGGUGCCAACGGAAGCGUCUGGGUUAUCGAAUCUGAUGAACCACCAUAUGAGCUUGAUCCUCCCAAAAAAGAAGCUUUGCGCAAGAAAUAUUCGGGAACAUAAUAAUGUAGUAGUUUCCACAAGCUUUUGAUGUCAAUAGAGACUGGAUUUCCAAUUAAAAUCUUGUUUUCAAAAGAAAA
This is a messenger RNA of Photinus pyralis (common eastern firefly), 979 nucleotides long. Its product is annotated as 15-hydroxyprostaglandin dehydrogenase [NAD(+)]-like. The transcript has 5 exons. NCBI's taxonomy places the organism in Eukaryota, Metazoa, Arthropoda, Insecta, Coleoptera, Lampyridae. The coding region runs from base 51 to 902 and encodes 283 amino acids. Gene Ontology annotation, cellular component: cytoplasm. The record is from RefSeq and is a predicted model, not a curated record. Gene Ontology annotation, molecular function: oxidoreductase activity, acting on the CH-OH group of donors, NAD or NADP as acceptor.